Psilocybe cubensis is the source of this 990-nucleotide messenger RNA. RefSeq lists its product as uncharacterized. The transcript has a single exon. The coding region runs from base 1 to 990 and encodes 329 amino acids. The record is from RefSeq and is a predicted model, not a curated record. NCBI's taxonomy places the organism in Eukaryota, Fungi, Basidiomycota, Agaricomycetes, Agaricales, Agrocybaceae.
AUGGUGUCUAAUAGCUGGCCUUUUCCCAACAAGGGGGUUACUCUGUAUACCAAGCAGGGUGAAAUACCCAUGGUCACGAAGAAUACGAGAUUGGUCAACAUGUUCACGAAACCGCGUCCUGUUCGCUCGACAUCGCCGUCAUCUGUAGACGCAGAUUACGGAGAAAGCGAUGAAGACGAGGUGGAGACCAUGGAGGAGUACGCAGAGAACCUGCUCGAGGAAGAAGAGGUUUACCACUGGCUUGUAGCCUCGGAUCCGCAGCCCUGGCCCUCUCCCGAGAUAAAGGCGCCAACAGAGGCGCCUUUUGCAAUCUGGGGCGUCCCGGCCCCCCUCAUCUUCCAGCUCUUCCAAUUCCUUAUGAUUUACUUUGGUUUCUUGCCGAAACGGCAAGAGCAUAGUAUGCCUAUUCCUCAGCCUAUGCCUCCACGACGACCACUUCACCCUCUACAUUACUACGAUCCGCAAGAAAGAGCCAAGUUGCAGAGAUGGGAUAACACCCGACCGCCUCCAGAGGAAGACGACAUGACCUUGGUCGUCUUCCCUCACCCAGGCAGAAACGAAAUCCUCGAACGGAUACGAAUGACAAGAGACUGGAGCUCUGGGAUGCUGGACACACACCAACCGAGCACGUUGCGGGUCUAUCGUGUUCGAGAGGAAGAUCGAGUAGCAUUCUACUGGUCCGUCAGCGCGGCUCAUCUAUUAUUUAUAUGGAUCCGUAAGCCGAUUCACGAUUUCGACACCAUCGCUGUGUAUAGGCACGGCCAUCGGUGCUGGGACUUUGACGACAAGGAGGCGUGGGCGCUCGUGUCUGGGGGCAGGUGGAUCGAUUCUGUGCGUCUACGGGCGGUUGCUGACCGUACGACUAAAUGGCCAUUGUCGAGGAAGGGUCGUUUGUAUUUUGGCAUUUAUCGAGGCAUCAACUGGAUACUCCGACGGUUGGGUAUCGCUGUGCAAGUAAAUGUCCCAGAUUUGUUAAAUUUACAGUACUAG